CAUUGUCGUUGUCGGUGUUGUUGCAAAUCGAUACUAUCAUUGUUCAGCGAGACCGUGAUUUUUCGGGCUCCAGCCUGUGAAAAUAUUAUUAUCAUAGACUAUAGAUAUUUGAUAUUCUAUUCCGCAGUAUUUGAUAUUUUGAUGCUGUCAGCCGUUUCUUUACGUUGUUUGUGGACGUAGUCAACAUGUCCGAUUCUGAAGUCUCCGAACACGAAGAACGUUCUUUGAUCAUAGUCAACAUGCCAGAUUUCGAAGACUUCGAACACGAAUUUUCCCUGAACAUAAUCAAUACGUCUGAUUCCGAAGACUUCGAACACGAAGAAAUUUCCCAGAACGCUUCCAGCAACUACGACACCGAUGAUAACGAACCUGAAAUGCAAAUAAAUCCAUUUUUAAUUUAUCCAAGAUCAUUGCAUAUCCCCCCGGAACUUCGAUUAGAAACACAUUAUGACCGAAGUUUAACUGCAGCACACCAGUAUUUGGGAGAUGGACUUCGUGAAGCUACUGGACGCACAGUGUAUGAAGAAGGUGUUAUUCAUACAAUACCAAUUAUUUUUUUAAAAUUAAACUUGUUGCCUGGACAAAUUCUGCCAAUUAUAGCUCGUUCUUCAGACAUUAAACUUAUAUUAAAGUAUGCCAUAUUACGUAAUCGUUCAUUUGGAGUUAGCUACAAACUUAAUAGAAAUAAGCCUACAUAUGGAACUAUUGCUGAGGUUUUUGAACAUUCUGUAGACAUAGAAACUACCGAGUCAUUUCAAAUUAAAGCUAUGGGCCAUCAACGAUAUAAAAUUUUACAAAUCGGUACAUUUCCAGAAAGUUAUGAACAAACACUUGCGUUGGCUAAAAUCAAAAUCAUACCAGAUAUUACAUUAGUUAAUCCAUAUAACAAACUGUGCUUAAAUCCAAACAAACGUCAUUCAAGCCAUGAUGACAAGUGCCGUAAAAAAGACAUGUGGCAAACUCAGUGGCCAAGUUGGGUUUAUAAACAGUAUGAUGUUUAUGAAUUGGCAUCUCGCCUUUCCAAAAAAGUUAAAAUGUUGUAUAAAGAUGUACAAAUCUCAGAUGAUCCAAAUUUGUUGUCAUUCCAAGUGACAAAACUUGGUAUAUUCAGUCAAGAACAAGUAAGCGAAUUGCUUGGUACUGAAUCAACAAACAUACGACUUCAAUUUGAACUACUUUAUUGGAAUAAAAUUCAAUCGAUGCAAAAAUUCAUGUGUGCUCGAUCUGGUUGUGGUAUUCCAGUUUGCAAUAUGAGCAAUGUAUUUCCAAUGUCUCCUGAGGGACCACAAGGUACUUAUUGUAACUCUUGGGGAAAAAUCCAUGACAUGAUUACAGUGACUGAACUAGACGAGGAUUUAAAUGUAAUAACAGUAGGAACACCGUCAACUGAAUGCUGCUGGUUCCCUGGGUAUCAAUGGACAAUAAUUUUGUGCCCAAACUGUCAUAGUCAUUUGGGCUGGAAUUAUUUGGUUGAAGAUAAUUUGCCACUAACACCAAAAUUAUUCUAUGGAUUAUCUGUAAGCGCCAUUACAUCUAUUAAAGACUACUUAGUGCCAGAUAGAGAAAGACUUGAAGAAAUCAAUGAUGGAGAGACGUUAGUUACGUUUUAAGAAAUCCUUUGAUUUUUUUUUUUUAUUUGUUAUUAAAACUAUUUUAUUAAAGUAAAAAGUAUGUAAUGAGCCUUAAAUAUAUAUCAUAUUUGCUGCUAUA
Messenger RNA from Rhopalosiphum padi (bird cherry-oat aphid), 1710 nucleotides. RefSeq names its product protein cereblon-like. The record is from RefSeq and is a predicted model, not a curated record. Bases 186 to 1610 code for a protein of 474 amino acids. Lineage: Eukaryota; Metazoa; Arthropoda; Insecta; Hemiptera; Aphididae. The transcript has 11 exons.